AUGCUCACCGUUGUUUUGUUUGUUUGGCAUCCAACACCGCAGGAGGCAAAGGAGCCCGAGGAGCAGCCAGAAUAUGCUCCAGCUCCGAUCUACCACGAACCUCCACCAGCAGUGAUUCCACCUGAUCAGCGUAUCGAUCCGUCCACGAUUCCACAUCCUCCCGCGAACUUCCAAGGCCCCAUGACCUUCCCUACGGAUGGCGACAAUCUGAGUCUCCCGCUUCCGCAAACGCCGCUCCAAGUGAUCGAGGGCGCGAACAGCUCUCCCUUCUUCUUCCGGCCGUCCCUCUCGACGAUCCCCGAGCAGCGUUCGAUGCUGACCGCCGCGCUGUCGGGCAAAGACGCGGAUUUCUCGACAGGAUUCGGCGUCGUUCUCACGCCCUUCGCCAAAAACCAGCCCAUCCACCGCGUGGACCGUCGCGCGGGCAUUCCUCGAUGCUCGGAAUGUCGCGGGUACGUGAACUCGUUCACCUCCUUCUCGAACUACGGCCGCUCGUUCACCUGCAAUCUCUGCGGAGCGGUCAACGACGUCCCCGACUGGUACCAGAGCCCGCUCGACGUCAACGGCCGCCCGCUGGACAUCGAGGCGAAGCCGGAGCUGCAGUUCGGGAGCUACGAGGCGGUGGUGGACAGCAAGCAGUUCAACAUGAAGGAGGGCUCGGUAGGGCGCGGAGAUGGGAUUGGACGGCAGAUCCCCGUGUAUUCGUUCCUGGUGGACGUGUCGGUGGGCGCGGUGUCGACGGGAUUAGUGCAGGCGACGAUCGCCGGGCUGAAAGCGGCGACGCAGCUGAUGGUGGAGAAGGAAGGGCCGAGUUUGGUGGGCAUCGCCAUGGUGGACGUGCGCACGCAUUAUCUGUGCUGGUCGCAGGGCCGCGUGCGCCAAAUCAUCAUGGCCGAUUACGAGGAAGCGUUCGGAGCGAUCGCGCCGGGCCGGUGGCUGAUUCGCGUGACCGAGGAAACCUUGCCGCAGAUCCACGCGCUGCUCGAUUAUGUGCUGUCGUAUGCGAACGCAGGGAGCACGGCGACGCACGCUGUGCUGUAUGCGGCGGUGAAGGGGACGAUGAACGUGCUGCGAAGCGUGGGAGGAGGCCGGAUCGUGGUGAUCCAGGGAUCGCCGAGCAUCGGCGAGGGAAGCUCGCUCGCGAAGGAGGGCAUCAAAGUGUACGGAACCACCGACGAGGCCGCGCUAUACAAUCGGAACGGAGACACGGUGUGGCUGGAGGAGCUGGACGCGCAGUGCCAAGCGUCCGCGGUGCGCAUCGAUCUCCUCUGCGCGGGCGCCGCGUCGGAUUACUUCGUGCUGGCCAAUCUGGAGAGCAUUAUCAGCGAUACCGGAGGCUCGAUCUACUUCGCUCCGUCGCUCCGCGGUCCGUACCGCGAGCAGGCUCUCGCCGAGCUGCACGCCUAUCUGCAAGUGCUCGUGCUCAACCCGUCCGCGCGCUCGCUGAGCGGCCGUCUUCGCCUCUCCGAAGGACUGAAUCUGAUCACCUAUUACGGAGGCGUGGUGAACGAUCCGCAGGGCAACACGUUCUCUUGUUCCUGCAUGACGCCCGACGCGUCGAUUGUCGCCGAGAUCGGAAUCGACCGGUACAUUAAAAAGCCCUACGCGUACGCGCAGUUUGCAGUGCUGUAUCACAAUGACCAGAUGGAGACGUGCAUCCGCGUCUUCAAUUAUCGGUUUGCAGUGGCCUCCGAUUACGCCACGAUCUACCAUUCCAUCGAUCUGACCGCGUAUUUGAUGCUGAUCACGCGCGCCACCGUGGCCGAAGUGGAGCAAGGAGGCCUUUUCGAUACGCGAGAGCACGUCCAGAACAUCGUUGCCACCGUUUUGGCGACCUAUCGAAACUGUGUGUGCUCGACCACGCCGAUCUGUUCGAAGCUCUUAUCGCUGCCGGAGCGACUCGCCAUGCUUCCGCUGUAUCUCAACGCCUUGCUUAAAUCUCCGCUGCUUGCGAUGACGCCGAUGAACAGCGUGGCGAAGCUCGAAGAUGUGUAUCCUCGCGUGGAUGAGCGAGCCUACGCGAAAUGGAUUCUGUACAACUGCACGCCGGAGCGCGUGAUGGAUUAUCUGUAUCCGCAUCUGUAUUGUUUGGACGAGACGGACGAGGCGUGGGGCAAGGACGAAGGCGAUUGGGUGUCGAUGCCGAAUCGCCUCGCUUUAUCGGGGCGUGUGCUGGAUCAUGAGCAUCUUUUCUUGAUGACUGGAGAGUUUGGAAUCGUGCUGAUUGUGGGGAAGUCGGUGCCGAUUGAGACUUGCACGCGAGUGUUGGGCGUUUCGACGGUGGUGAACACGAUGCAUGCUUCGGAGUUGCGAAUUUUGGAGAACGACGAUCCGCUUUGCGUGCGGAUUCAAACUGUGGUGCAGAAUCUGCGGGAGAGUCUUGGAGAGCAUUUGCAGGUGCGAGUCUAUCUUCGAGGGGAGAGGGAAAUGAAUCAGAUUAGCGUGUGUUUGCGAGACGAUCGAGUUCGGUCGGAUUCCUCUCUUUCCGAGUUUGUGUGCGGCUUUUUUAAGAAGGUUUUGAGUAAAUACCGAUAG
Molecule: messenger RNA, 2535 nt
Organism: Blastocystis hominis
Lineage: Eukaryota; Bigyra; Opalinata; Blastocystidae
Exons: 10
Coding region: 1-2535 (844 amino acids)
Biological process (GO): endoplasmic reticulum to Golgi vesicle-mediated transport; COPII-coated vesicle cargo loading; intracellular protein transport
Cellular component (GO): endoplasmic reticulum exit site; COPII vesicle coat
Molecular function (GO): SNARE binding; zinc ion binding
Source: RefSeq, a predicted model, not a curated record